AUGAGGCCUUCGGGGACCGCUAGGCGAGUUUGGCCGUACAGCGAUCCGAAAGCAGUGGAAGAGCUGAAUCAGACAUUUGUCACAGAGUUUAUACUUCUAGGAAUCACCAGCUUGCCUCAACUGAAGAUAUUGUUUUUUAUUACGUUUCUUAUGUUCUAUCUCUUAUGUUUUCUUGGGAACUUAAGUAUUGUAGCAGUAGUGCUUAUUGACCAUGGCCUUCACACCCCCAUGUACUUCCUCCUUGGCAAUCUUUCCUUCUUGGACUUCUUUUUCUCCACAACAACUGUCCCAAAAUUGUUGUCAGGCUUAAUUAUGGGAGAUAAAAGGAUAUCUUUUCAAGGCUGCAUAGCCCAACUUUAUGUAUUCCAUUUCUUAGGCAGCACCGAGGCCAUGCUUCUUACGUCAAUGUCUUAUGACAGAUACAUUGCCAUUUGUAACCCAUUACGGUACCAUGUUCUUAUGUCAACGGAAGCAUGCAUUCAGUUAGCUUUCACUUCCUGGCUCAUUGGUUUCUUGUACUCCUUAACACAGACAAUACCGACUGUUAGAUUGACAUUUUGCAGUUUCAACAAAGUCACUGCCUUUUACUGUGAUAUCAAGCCACUACUGAAUUUGGCCUGCACAGACACUCAUAUCAAUGAAAGUCUGCUGUCUAUAAUCACUGGAAUUGUGGCACUUGGUACUUUUAUUUCAAUUGUUAUAUCAUAUAUCUUUAUUGCAACCCAUCUUCAGAAUAUCCAGUCUAGUCAAGGCAGACAUAAAGCCUUAUCUACCUGCACUUCUCACCUCACUGUUGUCCUUUUAUACUAUGGGACUGCAGUCUUCACCUACUUGAGACCAGCUACUAAAGGUUCGCUUGAACAGGACAGAAUAAGUGCAAUUGUCGUUACAGUCAUCACUCCUGCAUUAAAUCCUCUGAUCUAUGCUCUACGAAAUAAAGAGGUAAAAAGGGCAUUCAGGAAGUCCUUUUAUGAUGGUUACACAUUUAAACAUUUAAAAACCCGAAAUCUUCCCAACCUCACAGAGAAUAUUGUGCCCCACCCCCUCUACAGGAAGGAUUUUAUGCAGGAUGGAAACCUGACACUGUGCAUUCCAAGUGAAGUAACGGACCACUACCCUAAGAAAAGUGUCCAAAUCAAAACCCUGGCAACCCUGAUAUGCCCCGUACACCCACUCUACAUGACUCAUGCAGGGCUAAUCAGGGCAAAGAUAUCUUCAGCUCUAAAGCCCAUGUUCAAAAUCUUCCUGGCAACAUCUUUCCUAGCUGGUGGGAAAUCUUCACGUUCCCGUUUCAGCUGCACCACAUUCCUCCUCUUAAAGGUGGAAGGAAAUGGAGAAGUAAAGCCAGAUGGAAAACUCAUUACAUUCCCACUGUAA
Nanorana parkeri is the source of this 1377-nucleotide messenger RNA. RefSeq names its product olfactory receptor 12D2-like. The coding region runs from base 1 to 1377 and encodes 458 amino acids. Gene Ontology annotation, molecular function: G protein-coupled receptor activity; olfactory receptor activity. NCBI's taxonomy places the organism in Eukaryota, Metazoa, Chordata, Amphibia, Anura, Dicroglossidae. The transcript is spliced from 4 exons. The record is from RefSeq and is a predicted model, not a curated record. Gene Ontology annotation, biological process: G protein-coupled receptor signaling pathway. Gene Ontology annotation, cellular component: membrane.